Messenger RNA from Acanthopagrus latus (yellowfin seabream), 7321 nucleotides. RefSeq names its product rootletin-like. The record is from RefSeq and is a predicted model, not a curated record. Lineage: Eukaryota; Metazoa; Chordata; Actinopteri; Spariformes; Sparidae. The transcript has 38 exons. The coding region runs from base 515 to 6598 and encodes 2027 amino acids.
GCAAUACCCAGAAAUAAUAGAAAGAGAAAUGAGCUGCGUAUAAUCACAGGCUACAUCAUGAUGACAGCAGACCACAGGCGCACAGACAGGGCUGAAGACCGACAGGCUGCGGGCUCGCUGAAGUCCCUCCCCGGAAAAAGCGUGGAGGAGGUUUCGGAACAAGGCACCAGUGGCUGCGAGCAGCUGGUGAUACAUGGAGGAUAUCUGCUGUGGAUGAGAUUUGUGUCUGUCUCCAAUGAUCCCAAAGCCCGCUCAGGAGAAUGGAGGGACAGCAGGAUGAAGCUCAGCGGACUGAUCUCUCGAGGAGGAGGCGACGGGACGGACGCACUCUGCUCCUCUGCGCCCAAACUUUGUCGGCUCCGACGGCGGCACGAUUCCAGCUCCAGGUCGCGAACUUUCUCUUCUUUAUCUUUGGGAAACACAAGACGAUCGGUUCAGCCCGUGGGGACGUAGCUUUUGCUCGGAGUUAAUCCUCUUUUCCCGGGAGGGCUUUUAAAUAUCUGCGGACGCAGCGAUGAGCGCUGCGGAAAACUCAGACACCGACUCCAACAAGCUGGAGUCUGUGAUACAGAGGUUGGAGGAGAGUGUUUUGUCUGAGGAGGAGAAGAGGCUGACGGUCCGGGGCCCCUCACCAGACGCCCCCCCUACAUGUCUGCCAGCACGAGUGCGAGAGAUUGUCACAAAGAACCUGACCGAGAACUCCGGAGCCAUGUCCUCGGUCAUGUCCCUCCAGGAGGAGAACCGGGUCUUGCAGGGAGAACUGGCGAGGCUGGAGGACCUGCUGGCACACAGCCGAGCGGACCGGGACGAGCUCGCCAUCAAGUAUGGUGCCAUUAGUGAGAGGCUGGAGCAGGCGCUGCGUUUAGAGACCGGAGACGGGGACAACGAGUCACCGGAGUCACGCAGCCUGGCGCAGCAGAACGUGGAUUUACGCCGGCGGCUGGAUGAGGAGCAGGCGGCCUACAAGCGUAAACUCACCGCCUACCAGGAGGGUCAGCAGAGGCAAGCGCAGCUCGUGCAGAAGCUUCAGGCCAAGGUGCUUCAGUACAAAAAGAGGUGCGGGGAUGUCGAGCAGAUGCUGCAGGAGAGGUCGUCAGAGCUGGAGAAACACCGGCUGAGUGGCGACAGUGAGACAUCAAAUGGUCGCCAUCAAGACGAAACAAGCAGCAACCUGGAGGACGCUUUAAUCCGUCUGGAGGAAGAACAACAGAGGAGCAGCAGUUUAUCCGCGGUGAACGCCAUGCUGAGAGAGCAGCUGGAGCAGGCCGGUUUGGCCAAUGAGGCUCUCAGCCAGGACAUCCGCAGGCUCACCGCUGAUUGGACUAAAGCCCGGGAGGAACUGGAACAAAAGGAGUCGGACUGGAGGAGAGAAGAAGAGUCUUUCCACAGUUACUUUAGUAGCGAACACGGUCGGCUGCUGACGCUGUGGCGGCAGGUGGUCGGAUUUCGGCGGCAUGUGUGCGAAAUGAAGAGCGCCACAGAAAGGGACUUGUCAGACAUGCGUAACGAGCUGGCCCGGAUGUCCCACUCUGCUCAGGUGUCCUGUUCAGGUCUGUCCGCCGCGCUGCACAGCCGGGAGGGAGGAGCAGCUCUCGCCCUUGAUCGGGAGAAAGCCCUGAGGGUUCAGCUGGAGCAGCAGCUGAGAGAGCGAGUGGCAGACAUGAUGAACUUUCAGACCAGAACCGACGCGGAGAGGAGUGAGCUCAACGUCAGGUUGUCUGACUCAGUGCGAGAGGGCGAGAGAUUAAAGGGCCAAAUUGAAGAGAAGGACCGAGAGAUGGUCGCACUGAUGAGGAGACUUGAGGAGCAGAGUGGUAAUGAUGAGACUGACAUGCAGCUGAUGAGGACUCACACGGAGACCCUGUUGGACACCCUGCGGGACAUUGCUCAGACGGUGUUGUCAGAUGGAGAGUCGUCAUCAGAGGCAGACCAGGACAACACAGGGGCUCCGCUGCUGGCGUUGAUCCGUGGCUCCUCCCCUCGCCACUCCUCCUCCUCCUCCUCCUCUCCUCGCAGGUCGUCCUCCCCCUCUCGACCCCCCACGCUGGCUCCUCUUCCUGACUCGGCGCUGUCUGCUCUGCGCUCUGCAGUCACAAACAAAACGCUCCAGCUGCAGGAUGUUCGAGGACGUCUGAUCUCUGCCCAGUCCUCGACGCAACAGUUGCGCAAGCAGCUUUCAGAGACCGAUUUGGCUAAAAGGGAUGCGGAACAGCGAAACCAGGCUCUGCAGAGAGAGAGGGAUGCUGCUCAGAGAGAGAGGGAGACCGCACAGAGAGAGAGGGAGCGUCUGAAGCAGGAGAGAGACACGCUGGCCAGUGAGAAGGCGAGCCUGGAGAAGACUGUGCAGGCAGCUCAGAGCAGCAACCAGAUGCUGAAAAUGGACUGCGAGAAGCUCCAGCUGACAGUGACGUCCGUGCAGCGAGAGCGAGACCACGAGAGGGAGGAGAAGGAGGCUGCCGUCCAGGAGAGAGACCGGGCGAAGGCAGAGACUCAGAGGAUACAGAAGCAGCGGGAUCAGAGUGAGAGUCGAGCCUCAGCUCAGCGUGGAGAGCUGUCUGUAGUGAAGGAGACUCACCAGCAGGUGGAGGUUGAGAGGCAGCUGCUGGAGAGAGAGAAGGCACAACUCUCUGAAUCACUCGCUCGGGCUGAGAGCAGUAACGCAGAGCUCUCCCUGCUGCUCAACAAGCUGCAGUCAGAGGACGCGGCUCUCAGGGACUCUCUGGCCAAGAUGGCGAGCAUGAAUGAGGGCCUGGCCCAGGACAAAGUUGACCUGAACACCUACAUUUUCCAGCUGGAGGAGGAGAAGGCCACCCUGCAGGCUCAGAAACGGGAGGCGGAGCAGGAGAAGUUGACCAUCCGAGACGAGCUGGUCCGGUUGGAGCAGGACCGUCUGGAGCUGGACUCUGCUCGCAUCACGCUGCACCAGUCACUGCAGGAUGUGGAGCUGAGCCAGGUGGGGAUGGAGGCAGAGCUCCAGAGUCUCAGGGCGGAGAGAGUUAAGCUGCAGGAGAGACUCUCCCAGCUUUGUGGCGAGGUGACGUCUCUGGGAUCAGAGUUGAGUCUUGCCAGAGGAGAGGGUCAGAGGAACGAGGUGGCCUUAGAGGAGGCCGGCCGCAGUCGGGCAGAACUGGCCCGAGACAAAGCAGCGCUGGUGGUCCAGCUGACAGCAUCUGAAAGAGAAAACACGGUGCUAUCAGAGGAACUCGCUGCCUCUAGGUCGGAGCGGGAGUCCCUGGAAACGAGUCUGUUCGAGGUGCAGCAGCAGCUUGUUCAGGGGGAGUCUCGCAGAGAGCAGCUGGAGACGGAGAACCAAAACCUGCGAGUCCGCUGUGAGACCGCAGCAGCUGAACUGAGGCGUCUGCGCUCAGAAGGGGAGAAUGUGUUGGCCCAGGCUGAGAGGGAGAAACAAGCUCUGACUCAGACUCUAAAUGCUGCACAGCUGGAGGCCCAGCAGUCUUUACGCAAGGCCAUCUCCGAACAUCAGGAGGAGGUGGAGAGACUGGUCUCAGAGAAGGAGGUGGUGCGUCACAGCCUGCUGAUGGAGCAUGAGGGCGCUCUGAGGAAGCUGAGACAGGAGGCGGAGGAUCAGCUCCUCAGAGCAGAGAGGGAGAGAGACGAGCUGCAGGAUGAACUGAGGAGUCUGCAGCAUGACAGAGAUCAGAGUCUGCUGCAGGCUGAGACGGAGAAACAACAGGCUCUAUCUCUGAAGGAGGCAGAGAAAACAGUUUUGUCUGACAGGGUGUCCUCCCUGCAGGCUGAGCUGUCAACUGCAGCCCUGGAGGCCGAGCGGAUGUCGAGAGAAGCAGCCCACUACAAAGAGCAGGAGCAGAUCAGAGUUGAGGCUCUGAGCAGCGAGCUGCUGGAGCUUCGCUCUCAUCUGGAGGACGCAGCUUCUGUCCAUGAGAGGGAACUCCACAGUCUGCAAGAGACGUGUGCUGAUCUUCAGUCACGUGCUGAUGUUACUCUCAAAGAGCUGGACCAGUGCAGAGCCUCUCUCGCAGCUAAUGAAGAGAGCCGAGACCAGCUGCGGCGGGACAUGUUGGACGUCGAGCGACGUCUCAACCAAACUCAGGAAGAGGCAGAAAACUACAGAAGAGAGGUGACGGAGCUGCGACGCAGCCUCGGCGACGUCAGCAAGGAGAGAGACACAUUCAGCCAGUCGAACAGUCAGCUGAGAGAAACUCUGCGAGGUGCAGAAACAGAGAGAAUCAGUGUGAAACGACAGUGCGAGGAGAAGGAGCAGAGGCUGGCGGUGCUGGAGGAGAACUUCUCUUCUGCUCAGAAGGAGGUGGCGGAGCUGCGGAGCUGCCUGAGAGAAGUUGAAAGGUCACGACUGGAGGCUCGACGAGAACUGCAGGAGCAACGCCGACAGCUGAAGGUCCUGGAUGGAGAGAAGGAGCAGAAAGGGAGGGAGGUGGCAGAGCUGCAGACUCGCCUGUCGCUGGAGGAGCAAAGAGAGGAGGAGAAAGGGAGGGAGGUUUUCAGCCUCAAGCAGAGGUUAACUGAAGCCGAAACAGCUCGAGACUCCCUGAAGAAAGAGCUCUCUAUGACUCAGAAGCGCCUGGUGGAGCUGGAGUCAGGCUGGCGGAGCUGCGAGAGAGAACUGACCGCUCAGCUGCAGGAGGCGCGCGGCUGUGAGAAGAAGCUGCAGGAUGAAGCCAAGAACCUCGCCCUGCGCGCUCAGGCAGCUCAUGACUCUGCCGCUCAGUCCAGCCUGCAGCUGAGCGAGGCCCAGGGCCGCCUGGCCGCCACAGAGGCUGAGCUGGUCCGCGCUGAGGCCGGGAGGAGGGACCUGGAGUUCCGCCUGAGCAGCGUUCAGUCGGCGCUGACGCGGACACUGGGCAUCGGAGCGAGUGGCAGAGGAGGCCGGGGGAGGAGCCCAGGGGGGAGCUCCACAUCACCGGGCACCAUGUCACGCCACCACAGCAUCUCACCACUGCGCUCCUCACUGUCGCCCCCUAAAGAAUUUCAUGUAAGCACCCCAGACAAUACUCUGGGCUCUGGAGCCGUGUCUCCUGAGAGAGGAAGUACACCGCUGCCUCUCCCUCAGCCAGAGCUGGACCCCGACACACUGAGAAGUGAUCUGAGAGACUUCCUCCAGGAGCUGCGUGACGCACAGAGAGAGCGGGAUGAUGCCAGAUGCCGGCUGGGGGUCCUGCAGAGGGAGCUGGAGGAGCUGACGGGGGAACGAGACUCGGCUCAGAGUCGUCUCGCUCAGAUGCAAAUCACCUUACAGGAAUACCAAGAAGGGAAGCGAGGACUGGAUGAGCGUCUGACCACCACUCAGAUAUUCCUCCAGCAGCAGGAGGAGGCGGUGAGGAGAGGAGACAGGGAGAGGAGGGCGCUCACUGACCGCGUGAAGGAUUUAGAGCGAGCGCUGCAGGCCUCUGACAUGGAUAAAAAACACACACAGGAACUGUUGAACAAGCAGCGAGCUGCUGAGAUGCGUCUGGAGGCAGAGAGGAGGCGUCUGCGGGAGGCGCUGGAGGCAGCUGAAGCCCGGGCCACCAGGGUGGAGCUGGGGAGGCGCAGCCUGGAGGGGGAGCUGCAGAGACUCAAACUGAGUCUGGGAGACCGAGAGGCUGAGAGCCAGACCUCCCAGGAUCGUCAUGACGCUCUGCUGAAACAGGUGGCAGAAGGAGAGGCCAGAGCGUCUCUGCUCCAGAGGGAGGUGGAGAGGCUGAGCCAGGCUCUGCUCAAAGCACAAGAAGGUGAAUCUUUGCUCAAAGAGAAGACGUCCUCUCUCAAAAAGAGCCUCCAAGAGGCGGCAGCUUCUCAAAGCAGCACAGAAAGUCGCCUGGCCGCUCUGCAGAAGACGCUGAGUGUGGCCGAACAGGACAGAAGGCUUCUGCAGGAAAGAUUGGAUGAAGCCCGGGCCUCUUUGGUGGAGGGGAAGAAGAAUAUGGCCGCCCUCACUGAGCGUGUGCAAAGCUUGCAGAGUGAGUUGAACCAGAGCGAGCUGAGACGAGAGGAUCUGGAGGCUGAGCUCGACAAAACUCAAGAGGCUCUGCGUCAGCGCUCGGCCAGUCUUGCUGAGGUCCAGCGCGGCGCCCAGUUAGCUCAGACAGAGCGGGCCGCUGUCGAGGAGCGACUGCGUGGGCUGCAGCGAGCGGUCGCCAUGCUGGAGACGGAGAAGAAAGAUGCUGAGAGACAGGCUGUGAGGCUGGAGAAGGACAAGAAUGCACUGAGGAACACACUGGAUAAGGUUGAACGUCAGAAGCUGAAGACCGAAGAAGGCAGCAUGCGUCUGUCUGCAGAGAAGGGCCGCUUGGAUCGCUCUCUGAACACCGCUGAACAGGAGCUGCAGGAAGCACAGCAACAGAUACUGAUGCUGCAGACUCAGCUGGCUGAGAUGGAGCAGUCUCACAGUCUGUGUGAGAGUCUGGUGAAGCAGCGUGAUGAGGCCCAGCGGGAGUCGGAGAGACUGAGGACCAGCUUCAGGGACGUCGAGCGAACGCUGGGCACCAGGGAGCGAGCUCACCGACACAGGGUCAAAGGCCUGGAGGAGCAGGUGUCCACUCUGAAGGAGCAGCUGCAACAAGAGAUGAAACGGCGUCAGCCUUCUCUACCAUCCUCGUUACUGUCUGCAGGGAACUGAGAGGCAGCUUGAAAAUCCGAAGCACCAGCACACGACACAUUUUUAAUCCAGGGAAAAUCCACUUGUCAUGAAAUGUGUGAAAGCAAUAUUGACUCACAGGAACAUUACCUAAAAAGUGUUCAAAGUCUAACUCCACUGUUUAAAAUAGUUUUUAUUUGUGUCUCUGUAAUGAGCGUUGCUGUCAUCUCGAUGGUGUUUUAUCGACGUUUCGUGCAGUGAAGAGCACUUCGACUCGCAGCAUGUUGACAGGCGGCGGGGGGAGCGGAGCGAUGUGAUUCGGCAGCUGCGCCGACGAGGCCAAAAGCCUGCUGAUUACUGGCAGCCAGCUGCACUUGAUCCUUGCUCAACAUCCUCCCAAGUUUCCUGCGCUUAUUCAAGAAGAAACCAAGGAUUCCCCUCCAGACAGAAUCUGGCUGCAGUGCCAGCUUGGUCCCCACUUCUCCACAUUUAUAUUACCAGUCCCAGACACUAAGAGGAGGGCAAAAUAAAGGUGCCGCACUGCAUUUUCCCUCAGAUUUUGUGACAUAUAGACAAAGUUUUGUACUGCAGGAUGAUGUACACUUACAGUAUGUCUUUUAUUAGUUAAUAAUCGUUUUAUGAGUUGUACAUAGUUUUCACUUACUGUAUAAACGCUGACAGGCUGAUGAUUAAUAGCAGUUGUAUGGACAGUACACAUGGAAGCCACAUGUGUUCAGAAGAAUAAACUCACUGUGUGCACCAUAA